GCGCGGGGUUGCCGAUUCAUGGCGAUGGCGGCGGCGGGGCUGGUGGUGAACGGGGCGGAGGGCGCGGGCGGGCUCAAGGCGGCCGCCGGGAUGUACGAGCAGCUCAAGGGCGAGUGGAGCCGCAAGAGCCCCAACCUCAGCAAGUGCGGGGAGGCGCUGGGCCGCCUCAAGCUGGCCCUGCUGGAGCUCAACUUUUUGCCCACUACCGGCACUAAACUGACCAAGCAGCAGCUCAUUCUGGCGAGAGAUAUUCUGGAGAUCGGAGCUCAGUGGAGCAUCCUGAAGAAAGACAUCCCCUCCUUCGAGCGGUACAUGGCCCAGCUGAAGUGCUACUACUUCGACUACAAGGACGAGCUGCCGGAGUCGGCCUACAAGCACCAGCUCCUGGGGUUGAACCUGCUCUUCCUGCUGUCGCAGAACCGCGUGGCCGAGUUCCACACUGAGCUCGAGCGGCUCCCGGCCAAGGAGAUCCAAAGCAACGUCUACAUAAAGCACCCCGUCUCUCUGGAGCAGUAUUUAAUGGAAGGGAGCUACAACAAAGUCUUCUUGGCCAAAGGCAACAUCCCCGCUGAGAGCUACACCUUCUUCAUCGAUAUCUUGCUGGAUACCAUCCGGGACGAAAUUGCCGGCUGCAUCGAGAAAGCCUACGAGAAGAUUCUGUUCAACGAGGCCACGAGGAUCCUCUUCUUCAACACCCCCAAGAAGAUGACGGAGUACGCCAAGAAGCGCGGCUGGGUGCUGGGCCCGAACAACUACUACAGCUUCAGCAGCCAGCAGCAGAAGCCGGAGGACACCACCAUCCCCUCGACGGAGUUAGCCAAGCAAGUCAUCGAGUACGCGCGGCAGCUGGAGAUGAUCGUCUAGCGGGGCUGCGCAGGACUCUCUCUGGGUUUUCUCUACCUUCCCCUUUUUACUUGGUGUCUUUACUUCCGUCACCAUCUAUCUGCCGCCUUUUUUUUUUUUUUUUGGUCUUUUUUAAAGCUAUUUAAAGGGUUCACUUUGGGCCGUGGCAGAAGGAGCCGCCGUUGCUCUCGGUGCCGGGGGCUGCAGGGCGGCCGUGUCCCGGGGUGGGGUUGGGGGGUGGGGGAGGCGAAGCGCCCUUUUACACCGCUGCCCCGUGCAUCCCCCCACCCCGUACCGGUUUUCCGCCUGUCGCCGUCGUGGAGAGACGCGGUGGGAAGGGAGGGGGGGUUUGCAGCCCCCUGCGCCUCCCUGGUGUCCCGCCGGACCGCGCCGCGUUCAAUAAAACGAUGGCGUCUUGUA
Molecule: messenger RNA, 1263 nt
Organism: Rhea pennata
Lineage: Eukaryota; Metazoa; Chordata; Aves; Rheiformes; Rheidae
Gene: PSMD8
Product: proteasome 26S subunit, non-ATPase 8
Exons: 7
Coding region: 19-864 (281 amino acids)
Biological process (GO): proteasome-mediated ubiquitin-dependent protein catabolic process
Cellular component (GO): proteasome regulatory particle, lid subcomplex; proteasome regulatory particle; cytosol
Source: RefSeq, a predicted model, not a curated record